UCAAUGAAGUGCAAGGACAGCUUGCUGUAAUAAAUUCGAAAGCCGGGAUGUCGAUGAGAACUUCUUAUGAAGUCAUGGGUCAGGGAGUUGGAGGAACAGAUAACUUGCCUUUUCGAUUUUCAGAUUUAAAGAAUUAUCUGAUGACAAAUCGGCAAAAAGAGAUGCUAGUUGGUGAGGCAACCGUGAUUCAAGAUUUUUUUAGAAAUGAAGCUUUGUCGAAACCAUCCUUUUAUUAUGAUAUUCAAGUUGAUGCUGCGGAAGAUAUAGCUAGUAUUUUUUGGGCAGAUGGGAUUAUGCAGCUUGAUUAUGCCUUAUUUGGUGAUGUUAUAAGCUUUGAUACAACUUACCGAACCAAUAAUCAGUAUCGCCCUUUAGCUGCAUUCAUGGGCUUUGACAAUCAUCGUACAAGUGUGUUAUUUGGCGCUGCCCUGUUGUAUGACGAGACUGCAGCAACUUUUGACUGGUUGUUUACAACAUUUUUGAAAUGUAUGUCCAAUAAAAAACCACAAUCGAUAUACACGGAUCAGGCGACUGCAUUGUUGAAGUCAGUUCCAAAUAUUUUUGAAGGUGUUUUUCAUGGACUUUGCUCAUGGCAUAUGGCAGAGAAUGCAAAGAAGAAUCUCGGGUCUCGUGCAAAUAGUGCUUUUUUUGAUGAGUUGAAUAUUUUGAUUUCACAUGUUGAGACUGAAUCAGAUUUUGAUUACAAUUGGGAUCAGAUGAUGAAAACCUGUUUUGAUGGAAGGCCAACUGCAGACUUUAAGUGGCUUGUUCAAACUUACAGGAAUCGUAUGCAUUGGUCUUCAGCUUGGGUCAAAAAUCAUUUUACUGCUGGUUUGAAAACAACUCAAUUAAGUGAGUCCUUCAAUGCCUUUCUCCGUCAUUUUCUGCAGCCUGAUCAUUCACUUGUUAUAUUCUUCAAUCAUUUUAAUAUUAUGGUCCAGAGAAUGAGGGAUAAUCAUACUGAGUUAGACUUUAAGGCUGCAAACACUAGAGCAAAAAACAAUUAUCCCAACAGUCAACUGAUGCGGUCAGUUGUAAACAAAUACACCCCAACUUGCUUUGCAUUCAUUCAUAGGCAGUAUGAUUUUUCUUUCAAAUACUUUUAUGAAGAGGUCACACCCCAAGUUUCUGCAAUUGAUAAGGUUUUCAAAGUUUUUACAAUUGUACAUGUUGAUGAACCUGAGGAAGUAGAUGGUGUUAAUUAUGAUGAUGCUUGUAAUGAUGGGCCUUCAAACCGUGAUGUUUUGGAUGAAGAAGUUGCUGAAAACCUUUCCCCAAACUUUGAAAAGCAUGAUCGACUUGAUGAACGGCUUGUGACAAUUGAUAUUAGGGCCAAACGUAUUAGCUGCACAUGCCGUAUGUUUGAGAACAGGGGUUUCUUGUGUCGACAUAUUUUCAAAAUAUUGGAGUUUUUAGGUGGUUCUGUGCAAUAUCAUGGUUUGAAGACAAUACCUGCAGAAUAUGUGUUAAAGCGUUGGUGUAGAGAUGUGCGUCAGUCUGUUAAAUCUACUAUCAAUGUUGCCACUGAAGGCGCGACUCAAGCACAACGAUAUCAACAAAUUUGUGCUGUUACAGUUAACCUUUGUACACGUGUUUGUGCAGAUCCUGAGGCUUCUCAAAUUUUUCUUAAUGGUGUUCUUGAAGCUGGGAGAAAGGCAGAAGAGUUGCUUAAUUCGAAAGGUAUUCAUACAGUUCAAUCUUCCGUGACGCCACCUAAGUCAUCUUCCGUUACGCCAUCUAAGUCUUGCAAUACAACAGCUGUCAGUGAAGCAUCUGAUGCUCAAAAGUCGACUGGUCCAAAGUUCAAAAAAAGACCAAAUCCAAUUAGAUCAAAGAAACGACUUAAAAGUGAUUAUGAAUUGGCUAGAGAACACCAGAAAUUGCUUAUACACCGGAAGAGAAAACAGAGAGGGGCUGAGGAUUUAAAGGGGAAAGAGUCUGCUGAUUGAUAUUUUUACAUGUUAUAAUUUUGUAUUA
Molecule: messenger RNA, 1977 nt
Organism: Trifolium pratense (red clover)
Lineage: Eukaryota; Viridiplantae; Streptophyta; Magnoliopsida; Fabales; Fabaceae
Product: protein FAR-RED IMPAIRED RESPONSE 1-like
Exons: 2
Coding region: 48-1949 (633 amino acids)
Biological process (GO): regulation of DNA-templated transcription
Molecular function (GO): zinc ion binding
Source: RefSeq, a predicted model, not a curated record